Candidozyma haemuli is the source of this 603-nucleotide messenger RNA. RefSeq lists its product as uncharacterized. Lineage: Eukaryota; Fungi; Ascomycota; Pichiomycetes; Serinales; Metschnikowiaceae. The record is from RefSeq and is a predicted model, not a curated record. The transcript has a single exon. Gene Ontology annotation, cellular component: endoplasmic reticulum. Gene Ontology annotation, biological process: sphingoid catabolic process. Bases 1 to 603 code for a protein of 200 amino acids.
AUGGCCGGCGGACCCCUUGACCUUGAGAGUCAAUUAGUAUUUUACAGAAAGUACCACUUUAACCACAAAAACGUGGCGAUCCAUUUGGGUUGCAUCCCAUUGAUUCUAUUGUCUGCCAUUGCCUUGGCUACCAGGACAACAAUCCUCGGGAAAGACCAUCCAUAUAUCUCCACUGGUUCAAUUGUGGCCUGGAGUUAUGGCCUUUACUAUGCUGCCUUGGACUGGCAACUUGGAAUCCCCAGUUUUGGCUUUCUAAUUUCCUUUGCAUACCUUAUCAGGUCAUUUUACCUUAGUUUGGAAGGACCUGAUGCGAUAAUCAGCCAGACUCAAUUCACUCAGAUUGCUUUGGGUGUUCAUGUCGUUUGCUGGUUGGCUCAGUUCUAUGGACAUGCCGUGCACGAGAAAAGAGCUCCUGCUUUGAUGGACAAUUUGCUUCAAGCUUUGGUCCUUGCGCCAUUCUUCGUGGUCUUUGAAGUUGCUUUCGCCUUGGGCUACAAGUUGGAUAUCAAGAAAACCAUGGAUAACAAAGCUGGUAAGUUGGUGAUGGAAAUGAGAGAGAAGGAAAAGGAGCAGAACAGAGAGAAGGAGAAGAAAGCCGCCUAA